Molecule: messenger RNA, 241 nt
Organism: Dentiscutata heterogama
Lineage: Eukaryota; Fungi; Glomeromycota; Glomeromycetes; Diversisporales; Gigasporaceae
Source: the annotation of a GenBank genome assembly
UCAUAUUUUAAAUGACUAUUUUUCUGUAACUGUUGUUAUUCCUUCAAAGCAAAGUACUAUUAUCUUCAAUUUAUGGAGCAGUUUACGUAAAAAGACAGAAAAUGAUAGCAAUUUGUUUCCACCUGCAAAUGUAGAAUUAGAUGAAGAAAUCAACAAAUAUUUAGAUAAUAUAUUUUCUAUUUUUAAGAGUAAAGAAACUCUUAAUGCUGAAAAUAUAUUCGAAGAAGUAGAACUUAAAUGA